GCACCUUCCUCACUGCACUUAUGUGGUGGAAACACAGCCUGAAAAAACUAAGCAACUAAAAUCUCGCUGCAGAGGAGAUGGCGAUGAAGCUGAGCUCCAUUCACUUUCCAUCUCCAAAAUGCCCCUCCUUCGCUCUCCCCCCCGCCGCCAGCUGCCGCUCGCCUCGAUUCCUCAUGGCUUCAACUCUUCGUUCCGGCUCAAAGGAAGCUGAGACUGUGAAGAAGCCUUUUAGUCCACCCCGUGAGGUUCAUGUUCAAGUCACACACUCGUUGCCCCCUCAAAAAGUCGAGAUCUUCAAAUCUUUGGAAGGCUGGGCUGAGGAGAAUUUACUGGUUCACCUAAAACCUGUCGAGAAGUGUUGGCAGCCGCAGGAUUUCUUGCCAGAUCCCACCUCUGAUGGAUUUCAUGACCAGGUCAAGGAAUUGAGAGAGAGAGCUAAGGAGAUUCCCGAUGAUUAUUUUGUCGUUCUGGUUGGAGACAUGAUCACUGAGGAAGCGCUUCCGACAUACCAGACAAUGCUCAACACCUUGGAUGGUGUGAGGGAUGAAACGGGGGCGAGCUCAACUCCUUGGGCAGUCUGGACGAGGGCGUGGACUGCUGAGGAGAAUAGGCAUGGAGACCUUCUGAAUAAGUAUCUUUAUCUCUCCGGGAGAGUAGACAUGAAGCAAAUCGAGAAGACUAUCCAGUAUCUGAUCGGGUCCGGAAUGGACCCAAGGACCGAAAACAACCCGUACCUCGGAUUCAUCUACACGUCCUUCCAAGAAAGGGCAACGUUCGUUUCCCACGGAAACACGGCCCGACAUGCCAGGGAUCACGGGGACAUCAAGUUAGCUCAGAUAUGUGGCACUAUUGCCGCGGAUGAGAAACGACACGAAACUGCAUACACCAAGAUAGUCGAGAAGUUGUUUGAGAUCGACCCUGAUGGCACCGUGCUAGCAUUCGCCGACAUGAUGAAGAAGAAAAUCUCCAUGCCCGCUCACUUGAUGUUUGACGGCCGCGAUGAUAAACUCUUCGACCACUUCUCGUCCGUCGCCCAACGUCUCGGCGUCUACACAGCGAGAGACUAUGCCGACAUCCUAGAACACUUGGUUGCCCGAUGGAAAGUUGAAAAUAUAACAGGGCUAUCCGCGGAUGGCCAGAAAGCUCAAGACUACGUCUGUGGAUUGCCUCCGAGAAUCAGGCGGCUGGAGGAGAGAGCUCAAGGGAGGGCCAAGCAGGCCGGGAAGCUCCCGUUCAGCUGGAUAUACGACAGAGAAGUGCAACUUUGAACGCGACUUUCUUAAAACGAGCUCCUCAACGCACGAUCCUCAGCUGGGUACGAGUGCAUCCGUCUGUUUAAGUCACGCUUCGUUUGUGGUUUUCGUGUUGUCGAGAGGAUUGUGCAGACAGUAGAUAGCAGUUUGUUGCUUGUUGUGUUGCUAAAUCUUGAAAAAGGAGCAGCUUUAGUAAUGUUUGUGGUGUGGCUUUUUCAUCAGUGUAAACUGCUGUUUCAUGACAA
Salvia hispanica is the source of this 1498-nucleotide messenger RNA. Its product is annotated as stearoyl-[acyl-carrier-protein] 9-desaturase, chloroplastic. Lineage: Eukaryota; Viridiplantae; Streptophyta; Magnoliopsida; Lamiales; Lamiaceae. Gene Ontology annotation, biological process: fatty acid biosynthetic process. The record is from RefSeq and is a predicted model, not a curated record. Gene Ontology annotation, molecular function: stearoyl-[ACP] desaturase activity. Gene Ontology annotation, cellular component: chloroplast stroma.